AUGUGCAAUUGGGGCAAGAAUACCAACUCCUCCAUUUGGAUGAUUACGUUAUCGCAACAGAGAGCCUUCACAAACCAUCACGUUUGCUUCGGCACGGUCAUGAAAGGCAUGCGCGUGGUGAGGGAGAUCGGUGAAUUGGGGACCAGAGUUGGUCGCCCAGCUGUGCCGAUCCGAAUCGUCCAGUGUGGCGUCCUGGAGGAUGGCAAGGAGCCUCCCCCUCCACCAUCACUGGAGCUUGAAGAUGACGCUGCUCCAUUGAUGACAGAGGACGAGUUCAGAUCGAUCAGUGUGAGCAACAAGCCCGGUGCGGUGCAGCCUUCAUGA
Symbiodinium sp. CCMP2592 is the source of this 324-nucleotide messenger RNA. NCBI's taxonomy places the organism in Eukaryota, Dinophyceae, Suessiales, Symbiodiniaceae. The record is from the annotation of a GenBank genome assembly.